UGUGUUUAUUCAUAAGGAGGAUGACCGUGAAUUAUCAUUCGAAAGAAAUACGUAUUCACCAAUCUCACGUCGAAAUCCGAUUGGACAUCGCAUGUCGUUGCGAACUGUCAAGGUGACAUCAAACAGAUGACUUCAUUGGCAGUCGGCACGCUGUUUGUCUCCCGGCAAAGUGUUCGUCGCAAAAUACUUUGUUCGCGCGGUAGUGUUUAGAUUUCCCGCAACAUGGAACAGGAGAAUGAAUUUGCAGGGGUCCUCGCAGAAUUAACUUCAUCGAAAAGCUAUCAAUCAACGCUCAAUCUACUCCGCAGUCCUGAGUACAGGAAUCGUGUCAAAUUACGAUGUUCUGAUGCAAUCCAAGCAUGCUUUAUACACCUCACGGACGAGAACUAUGAAUCAAACCUAGACCUGUACUGCUGCUGCGAAGAAUUUUUGAAGUAUGUCGCAAGCACCGGGCCUCCGGAUGAAAUUCUCCUGGAUCUCCUGGAAGUACUCGAGACGUCUCGAUCCGACAAUGUGUUCACGAGUGUACUGAAAGCAUUACAAAUUUGUUUGCUGAGACAACAGCAUCGGGUGAACGGCCUCGAGUGGGGUUUAAGUUCGAUAGUGAACUUCGUUGCUCAACUGGAAGUGCCUGAAGCGCUAGAACGUGGCUACGAUGAGAAGGCAGAAAAAUUGCUUGAGCAAGAUGUUCAGGUUAAUCGCGUUCUAAUGACAUAUAUGACCAUUAAUAUGUUUCUAGAGCCGUUGAUAAAGGAAGCUCUCAACUGCGGGCAGGAUGGCGAGGUGAUAUUCAAGAAGCGCUCGAGAACGCGGCGUAACAUCCUAAUGUGCUUCAUGCUCCAGCUUCUCGGACGUCCACUGGCGCUUCUAGAUUUAUCUAAUUGCCCAGACUCUGCUGCAAACACAAAUUCCCUUUUCUGUGCCCGCACACUAUCAGGAGCAAUUUGCAACCUCCUCAACGACCCAUUAUGGUUACUACACUAUUCUGAAAGCAAGGUUCGUUUUCAACGGAAGUGGAGGAAGCAGCCAGAAAAGAGAGGAGAUAGCAGGAAUGCCUGUCAGGACGUAUUUCUUUUGGACGAAAAGCUACCGCUGUUAUCAUUAGGCAUUUUAUAUUACCUGCUCCUUGCAGAGGACCUGCUACCAGACACAACACCAAAAGUUUAUAACCCGCUUUACAUAUUUGAAAUGAGUCUUUACUUAGUAAACUGCUUGCUUCGUGCAGAUGAAUCCGCUAUACAAUAUAAGGGAAUUCGCCUUGGUGCCAAAGUUGUAAAUAAUCUCGCUACGAACAAGGUUGGUCGUGAUACACUCAGCCUAACAAUUCACCAGGACUUUUGCGCCGCCCUUUCACAUGUCAUUAUCUUUAGUUCGGUAGAAAGGAAUCGAAAACUGGGUUUGCAGUUGCUCAACGAAUAUGUCGCCCAUUUCGAUGAACCAGGACAGUUUCACCUCAUCCAAAAUUUGGUUAGAUCUACAAAACAUAGUGGCCUGAAGGGAUAUUCAAUAGGAUUAUAUAAAAACAUGAUUGCGAAAUCAUUAGAAGCCGAUGAAUUGCCUGCACACCUCAGUUCAGCUGAAUUCAAGACGUUUCUGUUGCGUACGAUUUGCAGUCUUCCAGACAAAGUCGAAACGGAUUUGAUCGAGAAUUCAGAGCAAGUUUUAGCAGCCUUAAAUAUUAUCCGAUAUUUAGCAAUUCGUGAUAAGGAAAAUCGGAGUAAAUUCUGGGAUUUUCUGGACGAGUUGGAGAGAAGUUACCUUAAGCCAUUAAGAACGGCUAUUGACCUCUCUAGAGCGCACUUCAAGAAGGAACGUGAACAAGUAAGCGUUUCCAAGAGUGAAACAAUGGAAAUACCAAGGGAGCUUAAGAUUUCGGUAGGAAAUGGAGAUCAUUUGCCUGACAUCACCAAACAACAUAAAUUGAAGAUGCUAGAUGGCGCGUUACUCACAUUCGAUUUAAUAGAAAGUCUUCUGUGUCGAGUUGAUGAAUGUAUUGUAACACGAAAAGAAAACAAAGCUUAUGUUAAGCAAUAAACAGUUUUCUUAAACAAUGAAAAGUUUAAUCAUUUCAACACGUAGAAUUUACAUUACAUUUUAAGGAGCGAGCCCACUGGGAACGGCAGGCCAGAUUUGCUAACGCUCACUGGGGACAACACGACAGUUUCGACUAACGCU
Hermetia illucens (black soldier fly) is the source of this 2175-nucleotide messenger RNA. Its product is annotated as glomulin. Bases 223 to 2034 code for a protein of 603 amino acids. The transcript has a single exon. Gene Ontology annotation, molecular function: ubiquitin-protein transferase inhibitor activity. Gene Ontology annotation, cellular component: cytoplasm. Lineage: Eukaryota; Metazoa; Arthropoda; Insecta; Diptera; Stratiomyidae. The record is from RefSeq and is a predicted model, not a curated record.